AUGGGCUGCGGUGCUUACAAGUCUGAAUUCGACUGCGUUUCGAAGCUUGGGCAGGCAAAAUCUGACACUGCUUUCCAGAAGCAUUGGGACACCUGGUUCACGGCGGCCGAUCUGGACGAGAUGUUGAGUUACGGUAUCAACACCAUCCGCAUCCCCCUUGGAUAUUGGCUUGACGAGUCUCUCGUCGAUAAGUCGGAGCAUUUCCCAAAGGGUGCUCUGACGUACUUGAUCCGGCUUUGCGGCUGGGCUAGUGACCGUGGUUUCUACAUCAUCUUGGGCCACCACGGCGCCCCAGGUGCACAAGAGCGGCAAAACCCGUUCACCGGCCAGGUAGGAGAUCACAAUAAUUUCUUCGCUAGCGUCGAAGAAGAGAUUCGUUCUGAUUUGGUGUCGUGA
Colletotrichum fioriniae is the source of this 396-nucleotide messenger RNA. RefSeq lists its product as uncharacterized. The record is from RefSeq and is a predicted model, not a curated record. Gene Ontology annotation, cellular component: extracellular region; cell surface. Gene Ontology annotation, biological process: glucan catabolic process. Lineage: Eukaryota; Fungi; Ascomycota; Sordariomycetes; Glomerellales; Glomerellaceae. Gene Ontology annotation, molecular function: beta-glucosidase activity.